AUGUUCCCAUACCAAUGGUACCAUCCAGCAUUGGCAAUCCGUACAGUCCUGGUUCCUGGCGAGAGGAGCAUGGUAGUGAAGCGUGACACUUGGAGGGCCUAUUGGGUAGGUACACUUGAGACUAAGAAGAUCCCAGCUGAGACCCGAGGAGGCGAUCCUACCUGGAGAGUGUCACUCAAAGGCGUAGACAUGAUUAUGCUAUAUGCUCAUGGUGGAGGAUUUGUCUUUGGCGACGCUGAGAUGUACAAUAAUAUCUUUUGCUCUUGGGUACAACAUUUCAAAACUGUCCAUAAUAAGACCCUGCGCAUCCUGUCCGUUGAUUAUGACCUUGCACCUCAGAAAAAGUUCCCUUUCCAAAGAGACCAAUACUUGUCUGCAUAUCGUUUCCUGGUUCAUGAAAUUCGCUGGAAUCCUCGCAAGAUCAUCUUUGGUGGAGACAGCGCUGGAGCAAAUAUCCUGUUGAAUGCUUGUUAUGUUCUACGUGAGGAUCGACUUCCACCUCCUCGCGCUUUGCUAUGCAUUUCUCCGUGGCUUCGGUUGGAUGCUGAUGAGAUGACUUCACCUUCUAUGGCUCACAAUCGCAGGACCGACUUUAUGCCUCCACAGGUGUUCAAAAAGAUUGCACGUUGUUAUGCAGGACCCAAGGAGAUCCAUGACCCCCAUGUUUCGCCCUUCUACGUCAAAGAUCAUUCAAAGUUCCCAGAAUUAGCCAUUAUUUAUUCUGGAGGAGAAGUUUUGAGAGACGAUUGUGCACGCUUUGUGGAUCAUUUUCAGGCAACAGGGGGUCGUGUUACAUAUCACUACAUGGCUGAGGGCAUGCCUCAUGUAUAUCCUUUACUUCGAGAACUGUCUGGCAAAACACUAGUCAAGGAUGCAGAACGUCGACUGAUGGAGUGGAUCAACAUCUUGGUGGAGGAGAACAAACUCUUGUUCGAACAGAGGAAGCGUACCAAUGCAGCUAAAGCAGCAGUAUCUGCUAACCCCUCUGUCACCAAUCUCAAUCCGACUGUCGACUCUAAAGAGGCUAUUCUUGAUUCACUAUCGCCUAAAAGCCUAGCAAUACCUCCAGUAGACCUUGAAUAUGCUCAAACACCUCAGAUAUCUCACGCGACUCGUAUUGUGGCAGCUCAACCAGUGAUCACAGCACGGACAGAAAGUGGAACUGCUUAUCCCAUAGAACUACAGGGAGUUACAAUCGUUUCUGAAAAGAGGUCAGACGGCUCAUAUGCCCCAUCUGAUUCAAAUUCAUAUUCAACUUGUGGCACUCCACCAGUGUACCAGGGUGGAGACAAAGAAGAGUACUUUGACCCAGAGCGUCAAGAUAGCUCCGAUGAUGAGGGAGAUAACGACGAUGUCUCCGUUGAGAUGCUUGUUGUUGAUAAUAACUAA
This is a messenger RNA of Lobosporangium transversale, 1389 nucleotides long. RefSeq names its product alpha/beta hydrolase fold-domain-containing protein. Lineage: Eukaryota; Fungi; Mortierellomycota; Mortierellomycetes; Mortierellales; Mortierellaceae. The transcript has 3 exons. Gene Ontology annotation, molecular function: hydrolase activity. Bases 1 to 1389 code for a protein of 462 amino acids. The record is from RefSeq and is a predicted model, not a curated record.